AUAAAAACGCAAAAUAUUAUUAUAAUCAUCUGAAUCACGCAUUUCACAUCAGAUUCAUCGUUCGCGUAAAUCGCAAUGCACGUUUGUUAAGCUUGCAUCAUGCGUCGCACUUACUGUGCAGUUUUUUUUAUAAAGUGCAUUUUAAUUAACUUGUGCGUAGGUGAGCUAAGCAUUGAGAAAACGGACCAAGUUUUGAAUGGCUUCAUAGACUCGUUGAAUAGUCUACCCAAUCAGCUUUAUACUUAUGAAGAAGGGGUACUUUUAGAAGCGGAGAAGACGAAUGAUAACACCUACAAGGUCUGUGCACGGUUGAAAGUCAGCGACAUCCACAAUGUGGAUUCCGUCAAGAUAUUGCGUUGUAGAGGUGAACUAGUACAGAACGAGGACAAUGUACUGGUUCUCCAGCAAGGACAUGAGUGUGCGCAGGAGGAAGAUACCACGCAAGAUGCGGGCACUGAAGUUAGCGGCGAAGACCGUACAACGGAAUCUUUGACAGCUUAUGAGGGGCCUGUAAAGCUGUAUAAUGAAGUACAACAGCCUAAUACUGAGGUAACAUCAGGCGAGCAGUUCGUGGCGAUCCCUCGCGCGAGCCCCAGCGUCCCUUGCAUCGGGUGUGCUUCUCACGUAGACCCCAACGCAGCUGGUGUACCAGAGUUGGCCAACCUCGGCAUCCGACAUUUAGACCUCCACGACCCGGCCAAACAUACGCUAAGAUCCGUCGUUGAUGUCGAGAGACAGGUUCAGGUAGUAAAUGGCGUUCGUUACAUAGUCACCUUGAUUGUUGAUUACGACAAUUGCACGGCGCCUGACGCCGCACCUUGCCCUGUGAGUAUUCCAUGCAAAGUUUCCAUCCUCGAAAAACCAUGGAAGAAGUUACCAGACGGCUCAAAGUACCGAGCUAUACUCGCCAACAACUGCACUGCUGAAUGGCUAUUUGGUGACGAAGGUGAAAUUUUACCCGUUUUAGAAAAUAAUGAAAACAAUGAAAUUCACCCAGAACCCAAUACCGAUCCAGAUGCUCUGAAAGUUAUUCAUAAUUUCGAUGUGCAAGCCGGACCCAAUCAAGAGAAAGCUAAAGCUGACGAAGUUUUAAAAAAUAUCCAAGAUCAGAUUAUUCCACUUAGUGAAUUUGAUGUAUCUGGACACCAAAUUGAAGGAAGUACAACAGAGAAAACAUUGCCAACUCAUGACACUGACACUGCCGCGCAAAUUCACGCAGACGAAAUACAAAAAAGUUAUAAUGAAAAUGCGGCCGUGGGACAGCAGUCACAAAAGAGCGAGACUAAUUCUUUAUUAAACGAAGACAAGAAAAAAGCUAUCGAUGAUCUCAUGCACCAUUUUGACUUUGAUGGUUUCCAAAAACCGGGAGUUACCAAUGAUCAUCACAGAGAAAAAAGGAGUUAUGAUGAUUAUUUAAAAGCAUUAUCACAUACAAAUAAAGAAGAGAAAGUUGCCAGUACCAUAAAAAAUGCUAACUUCAUCCAAAAGUUGUGCCGUAAAAUGAUUGAUCACUUAAACGAAGUGGAUAUGGCUAUUCAAAACAGAGUACUGUCUGAUGUUUUACUUGUGAAAGAUGAAUUUUGGGACAAUAAGCAUUACUUCUACUUACAUACUUCAGUAACCAUUCCUUGCGACAAGGCCCAAUGUAAUAAUAAAAUUUGCAGUGGUGUCGUAGAGGCUACCGAUGAGAAUGAUCCUAGAGUACUCAAUGCGUUCUGCUAUGACGAUAAAUCAGAAAAGCAUUUCACCGAUGAAGAAUUAAUGUCGGUUGAUGACCCUGUACUUGUCGAACUAGUUCAACGUGCUUUAGAAAAAAUUGAAUCAGAAUCUCCUAAAGAUAAUGCAAUGAAGUUAAUAAAAGUGUUAGAUGGAACUGAACGAAAGGUACCUGGGAGUUCUGGGUCAUUAACAAGGUUAAUAUUGUCCCUUAAAUAUACAAAUUGUAAAAAAUCUCAGGAAUUUUACAGGCGAGUGAACUGCAGUACAAUUGAAGGUAUGGGUACGAAUAUAUGUCAAGUAGAAAUAUAUCAAAUACAUGAUAAUGUGCAGAUCCACCAUGCUUGCACUGAAAGAAGUUCACGCGAAGAUUUCUUAGAUUCAGAGCAAGUUAAUAGUAAAACUGGUAAUGACGAUCCGGAAAUUCGUAACAUGGUACAAGAAGCUUUACAGACCCUGGAACGUAAAACAGACGCCAAUAAAAAACUUAAAGUCGUUAAAAUAAAAUCAGUUUCAACCGAACUCGUUGCCGGUCUGUUAACAAAAGUUGCCUUCUCUGUUGGAUUUACCAAUUGCUAUAAAGAUAAGAUUGUAGAUGAUAAUACUUGUGAAUUGCUGCAAAAUACACCCAUUCGCGAGUGUGAAGCACAAGUGUGGGAUAGGCCAUGGCUGACAGAGAGUCGGCAAAUAAGUGUUAAGUGCGAAAAAGAUUCUGACAGACAUUCUGAUAUUAAAAACAAUGAGGUUCCCUUGCAUAGAAAAAAGCGAUCUCACUUUGUCGGAGGUGAAAAAGAGGAAAACCCUAAUGAUCCUCUCUAUAAACAAUUAGCAGAUGAAUCUAUACAACAGCAUUUAGCUUCUAAUAACGGUCAAGUCAGUGUAAAAGAUCUAAAGAUAAAAAGAGUAGUCAAACAAGUUGUUGCGGGAACUCUAACUAAAAUUGAUUUUGAUGUAAUCCUCGCCGUUGGCGAACCAUUCAGCUGCCAUUCUGAAGUUUGGGAAAGACCUUGGCUUAAGAAGAAGGAAAUUACUGUAACAUGUCCAGACAAGCAGAGGAAAAAACGUGGUCUGAAAGGUGGCCUGAAGGACCAAAACACUGAAGAUCCCAAAUACAGAAAAUUAGCCCAAGAAUCUUUAGACAAGUACCGUGCGACUCUUGUUGGUGGUCAACUUAAUGUCAAAGAACUGAAAGUUACCAAAGUUGCAACACAGGUAGUUUCUGGCACCAAAACAUUUAUUGAUUUUAAUGUGUUUCCUAUCAACGGUGACGAAAUAACAUGUCAUUCUGAGAUAUGGGAGCAGCCUUGGCUUAAUAAGAAAGAAAUUGAUGUAAAGUGUGUCAAUAAACAGGAAAGAAGAAAGCGACAAAUACCAGGCGGGGAAGUAACUAAGGACCAUGAAGAUCCUAAGUAUAAAAAAUUGGCGCAGGAAUCUUUGAACCAGUAUAUUCAGUCCAGCAAUGGAAAUAACGUCAAUGCUAGAGAUCUAAAAGUUAAAAAAGUAGUUACUCAAGUAGUUGCUGGUACUCUAACUAAAAUCGAUUUUGAUGUAGUUCCCACAGAGGGUGAAGUUUUCAGCUGUCAUUCUGAAGUUUGGGAAAGGCCUUGGCUUAAUAAGAAAGAAAUAAAAGUGAAUUGUGAUUUCAAUCAAAAGCAAAGAAGAGCUAAAAGAAGUUUACCUGGCGGCCGAAACGAAGUGAAUCCAGAAGACCCGAAAUACAGAAAAUUAGCUCAAGAAUCUUUAGACAAAUACCGUGCGACUCUUGUGGGUGGUCAACUUAAUGUCAAAGAACUGAAGGUCACCAAAGUUGCAACACAGGUAGUUUCUGGCACCAAAACAUUUAUUGAUUUCACCGUAUUUCCUACCAACGGUGACGAAAUAACAUGUCAUUCUGAGAUUUGGGAACAGCCGUGGCUUAACAAGAAGGAGAUAGAUGUUAACUGUGGCCUAAGGAACCGAAGGAAGCGCGAAAUAUUAGACACCAAUCCGAAUACAUAUAAACUAGGAUCUCCCAGAGAAUUUGAUGUCAGCGAUCCGCAUUUCAAAUUAUUAGCGGACGAAUCUUUACAGAAGUAUUUGGCGUUGAUCAAAAGCCCAGUAUAUCAUAAAGUUGUCGAAGUAAAGAAGGUGACAUCUAAGGUAGACAACGGCAUAGUCUACGAAAUGGAUUACACCGCAGUUCCUACUUCAUGUGCAUUAAAUGAGGUUAAUCCAGAGAAUUGUACCUCACGAAACGACACUCUUCUAUCUUGUCAUGCUCAAAUCUGGUCCCGGCCUUUGACGAAAUUAAUGGAAUUUGAUGUCGUGUGUAAAAAUGAUGAUGAUGAUAACAAAGUUGAAGAUGUUAAAUCAGAAGAAGAAAAUAAUGAUCGUGAAAAGCAACAAUUAGUACAUCCACGGCAAGAAAACACGAAUAAAAAUUUAAAAAAGCUUGCUCAAGAGGUACUGGAAACGUAUGAACGACAGUCCAACACAAAAUAUAAACAUAAAAUAAGGAGUAUUGGAAAAUCCUAUGAGCAAAUUAGUGACGGUGUCGUGACAACUAUUGAAUUUCAUGCGUCGCCCACAAAAUGCCUAACUGUUGAUGAAAAAGACGUGGAUGACUGUCAGAUAACGCAACCAGAAGUUUUAUUACAAUGCAAAUCGAUUGUACGGGAGCGGACAUGGAUAAACUUUAAACAUAUAAAAGUGUCGUGUACAAAUGUUAAAAGUACUAAGUUAGAGGUGCCAGAUUGGGAUGAUGAAAUACCAGGCCUGGAAGUAAAACACACAGAUUUAAAACAUACGGAUCUGGAUGUAAAGCACACGGGCAGAUACCGACGAGACGUAACUGGCGACGAUGACGAUAAUUACAUGGAUGAUGAAAUGAAAUAUUACUAUGCCAAUCGUGCUCUUCAUCAUCUUAAUCAACGCAGUGAUACUCAAAAUUUGCAGAAAUUAAUUACAAUUCAUUCUCUUGAUGUCUCUAAUCAGAUGGGUGCACGGAUGAUACGUAUGUACAUAGAAACGGCUAAGACAUUCUGUGUGCGUCAUCAAAUAGAGCGAGUAGAUAUUGCUCAGUGCGACGAGAUCGAAGGUUUAGCGCACAGACUGUGUCACGUCAGGCUAUGGCCCUCUGUAAAUGAGGAAAUGGUUGUUCGCCACGUGGUUGUCGUUUGCGACGACGAUAAAGACUUUGCGUCAGUGUCUGGGUUCGAAACAUCUAAACUGAUCGCGGCCUCGUUGCGAAAGCUUGAAGAAUCACCAAAAGUAAAAUUCAAAUUAGUCCACCAAGGAGAUCCAUACGUAAUACCAGCACUGAGCACCAGAUUCCCCAUUAAGUUGAAUUUUGUUGUUCUGAGGACUAAUUGUACUAAAGACGUAGAUGUGUUUAAGCAACGUCAACUAUGCUUUGUAGAUUCAACUACACCAGCUACGUCGUGCGAAUCUAAGAUAUACCUUUCGCCCAACAGCAAGGACAUCAAAGAUAUUAGAGCUACGUGCUCUAUAACUCACAGGGAACGACGGGAUGUCACCUUUGGCCCAGCAAAAUCGAAUACCGAGGAUACUAUAAUUGCUCAACUAGUUGACGAGUCAGUGGAAAAACUUGAAACAUCUUCGCUGCAUAAAUAUAAACAGAGGGUAUUGAAAAUCAAUAGUUACUCCACUAAAAUCACAAGAGGACGAGAGACCGUAAUAGAUUUCGAAGUUGGAUAUUCAUCUUGUUUAAAAUAUGAGUAUGUCAAAAAUAUAAGUAAUUGUGAAUUACUCGAGCACCUCCCAAUAAGGCAUUGUAUAUCCCAUGUCUUCGAAAGGCUGUAUGUUGAAAACGGUAGAAACAUUGAAGUAUCUUGCGAAGACGAUGAGACCCCGUUAGAAUCUCAAAUGGAAUUCGAAAAUUCUGAUCCGGCUAAUCGCAUUGCAAACGAAGCUUUAAAACACAUAGAAGCUAAAUAUCCUCACAAUAAGAGACUUCGCGUUGUUAGGAUAUUUUCUUUACAGAAGCAAAUGAUAGCUGGGAUUCACUAUAGGCUAAAAAUGGAGGUUGGCGCUACCGAUUGUCCCGCGUUAAGUCUUAGGACAGACUGCAGGCUUGUUGAUGGAUACGAAAAUAAUAAGUUCUGCCGCGUUAAUGUGUGGAUAAGGCCUUGGACGGACCACCCUCCAAAUUUCCGCGUUGUUUGCGAUUAUCAAGAAAGCGAGACCGCUGAAAUAUAUCACAAAAUGCAAGCUGAACACCUUUUCGCAAAUUUCCUAGCUACAUAUAGGCCUGAUUAUAUGGACGAUCACAAAGAAAUGUCGAGAAGGUUCAAGAUAUUUAGAGAUAACGUGAGAAAGGUUCACGAGAUGAACAUCCACGAGAGAGGAUCAGCGAGGUACGCAAUCACUAAGUUCUCCGACUUGACUGCCGAAGAGUUUAGCAGCAAGUAUUUGGGAUUGAAUACGAGCUUGAAGAUUGAGAACAACAUUCCGAUGAUAAAGGCGGAGAUACCGAAUGUGGAGUUACCGCAGUCGUUUGACUGGCGUGAACAGGGCGCCGUCACGGAGGUCAAGGACCAGGGACAAUGCGGCAGCUGCUGGGCUUUCAGCGUCACAGGAAACGUCGAAGGCCAAUGGAAACUUUCCUCGGGCAAGCUGGUAUCCUUGUCGGAGCAAGAGCUGGUGGACUGUGACAAGACAGACCAGGGCUGCAAUGGCGGCCUGAUGGACAACGCUUACAGAGCCAUAGAAGAGCUAGGCGGACUAGAGUUGGAAACCGACUACCCCUACGAAGGAGCUGACGAUAAAUGCGUGUUCAACAAGACUCUGUCCAGGGUUCAGAUCAGUGGCGCCGUCAACAUAUCAUCGAAUGAGACGGAAAUGGCGCAGUGGCUGGUCGCUAACGGACCUAUUUCUAUCGGCAUAAAUGCUAACGCUAUGCAAUUCUACGUCGGAGGCGUGUCACAUCCGUGGAAGGCACUAUGCAGUCCCAAGAACUUGGAUCAUGGAGUACUUAUUGUCGGCUUCGGAAUCAAAGAGUACCCGCUCUUCCACAAACAUCUACCCUACUGGAUAGUAAAGAACUCGUGGGGCCCAGGAUGGGGUGAACAAGGAUACUAUCGCGUAUACCGCGGAGACGGCACGUGUGGCGUAAAUAUGAUGGCCAGCAGCGCUGUUGUCUAACCUUUAUUAAUAUAGUAAUUACUCUCUCUUAGUCCACUAAUCAUUAGAAAUAUGAUCAUAGGCAACAUACCGUCCUUUUUCUUCACGUUGGAGAAAAAGGGAGGCAUACAGACCUAUGAUCAUAUUUCUAUGAUAAACUUAUGAUAAUGGACUAUCGGCCUUAGGGCCAGUUGCAUCAACCACAUUUAACAGACACAUCAACUUCAACAAUAAAAUUAAAGGAACGCUUUAGCUCUGAGAGACGAUUUGGUGCAACCUACCCUUGGUGUAAGCCUGUUAGGUUUGUGUAGGACAUGUACUAAUAGUACAAAAGACACGAUUCCCUUCAAUGUACUAGACCGAACUACUCCCAAAUGAUUCUGCUCUCUAGGACAUCUAGUACACUCACACACGCGCAAUAGAAUG
Messenger RNA from Leguminivora glycinivorella, 7263 nucleotides. RefSeq lists its product as uncharacterized. NCBI's taxonomy places the organism in Eukaryota, Metazoa, Arthropoda, Insecta, Lepidoptera, Tortricidae. Bases 100 to 6858 code for a protein of 2252 amino acids. Gene Ontology annotation, biological process: proteolysis. The record is from RefSeq and is a predicted model, not a curated record. The transcript is spliced from 9 exons. Gene Ontology annotation, molecular function: cysteine-type peptidase activity; cysteine-type endopeptidase inhibitor activity.